UAACUCGACUCUCACCAGCUGACGGGAGAAUUUCUCGAACAAGUCGGUAGGUUUUAUCAGUUUGGCUAUAUGUGGCAAUUAAUUCGAUGCGAUAAGGUUCGUAUGGAUAGAUAUACGUGAUAUUUACCAUUUGUCAACCGCCGGAAGCGAUGAAACGUGAACUAUUGCUGGGUGUAAUUCUCGCGCUUGCCGCCUGCGGCGCGGAGGGCGGUAUCUCUCGCUUUUCGGAGGGCAGGAUUGUCGGUGGUGAAGCGACAACCAUCGAAGAACAUCCUUACCAGGUGUCGAUUAUUUACAACAACGAACACGUUUGCGGUGGGUCACUGAUAAGCAGUCGAUGGAUCUUGACUGCUGCGCACUGUAUCGAUGGACUCACCACAAGUCUGUUGAAUGUCCGGGCUGGAAGCACGUACAGAAGCAGCGGAGGGACUUUGAUCACUUCAAUCUCCUCGGUGAUCGUCCACGAAUAUUAUGACGAGGACAGCUACGACUAUGACGUUGGAUUGAUGCAGUUGACAUCCGCUCUGGCAUUGUCCACGACAGUAGCCACGGUCACUCUGCCAUCGUCAAGCUACACCAUAGAUAUUGGAACACAAUGCACAGUGGCUGGAUGGGGAAAAACGUCGUACGGAGGCACGCUUUCGGAGACUCUGCUUUACUUGACCGUUCCAAUCGUCAGCCAGACGUCCUGUUCAGCCACUUAUAUUUACCGGAACACCGUCACGGAUCAAAUGAUCUGCGCUGGCUACACUACCGGUACCAUGGAUACUUGUCAGGGUGAUUCCGGAGGGCCACUUGUCUACAACGGUAUCCAGGUCGGGAUCGUUUCCUGGGGAGCGGAAUGCGCGACCGUUGGUUAUCCCGGGGUUUACACGCGAGUCUCUGCGAUCCGAGAAUGGAUCACAAAGCGUGCCAGUAACAACGCCGUUACGAUGUAUCUAAAUAGUUUAUUCACCGAGCUGACGAUGAUCGUCCGCUGCUUCAUACUUCUUGUCAGUUACACCGGCUAUCUUCAAGGCACUGAACAAGCCAGUCGCAUUGUCGGUGGAAGCUACACAUCCAUAGAGCAGUAUCCUUACCAGGCGUCCUUGCAACGUAAUGGUCAUCACGUCUGUGGCGGUUCAAUCAUCAGUAACACUUGGAUUCUGACCGCCGCGCAUUGCAUCCGCAACUACAGCCACACCGUAUUCAAGGUCAGGACGGGGUCCUCUUACUACGACAGCGGCGGAAGGCUGACUUCCGUGGCGUGUAUUUUGGUGAACGAGAACUUCGAUUUGAUCACCCUUGACUACGACAUUGCGGCAGUAGAGCUGACCAGACCGCUGGCGUUCAAUAGCCACACACUUCCGAUUGCUCUCGCCACGAGGGCACAAGUUCUUCGGGUCGGUCAGGUGGCUACAGUAACCGGGUGGGGAACGACGAUGUCCUCCGGAACUCUCUCGAGGCGGUUGCAGAAGGUCGACUUACCGCUGAUAGCCUGGGCCGAUUGCCUCAAGAGCUACGUGGAACACCCGAUCACCGAGCGGAUGUUGUGCGCCGGCCAUCUUGAUACUGGUGGCCGAGACGCGUGUCAGGGCGACAGCGGCGGUCCUAUAGUUCUCAAUGGAAAAUUGAUCGGUAUCGUGUCUUGGGGAUUUGGAUGCGCUCUGCCGUCUUAUCCGGGAGUUUAUACGAGAGUGUUAUACUUCCGCGACUGGAUCGAGUACAAUACAAACCUGUGAUGAAAAGCCUCUGAAUCUCACUUCAUAAUCCACUGCUGAUCGAUUUAUUUGGCUCAUUUAUCUAGACCUCGAGGAUUGAUGCAGUUUGGAACGUCAGUACUCGACCAAAUCAUUGGACGCAGCUUUCCCGGGAUGGGAUUAUCAACCAUUGUAGACAUUUUAACUGUACAUAUCUGUCAUUAUAUCGCGUAUGUUGCUUUGUAUGAUCAAUAAAAAACA
Messenger RNA from Neodiprion fabricii, 1940 nucleotides. Its product is annotated as transmembrane protease serine 9-like. The record is from RefSeq and is a predicted model, not a curated record. Gene Ontology annotation, molecular function: serine-type endopeptidase activity. Bases 150 to 1721 code for a protein of 523 amino acids. NCBI's taxonomy places the organism in Eukaryota, Metazoa, Arthropoda, Insecta, Hymenoptera, Diprionidae. Gene Ontology annotation, biological process: proteolysis. The transcript is spliced from 13 exons.